AUGGGGCUCGCCCGAGCCCUACAACACUUUGUCCUAGUGCACGGCACCGGCCACGGUGCCUGGUGCUGGUCCAAGCUCGUGCCCAUGCUCCAGGGCUCCGGCCACCGUGUCACCUGCAUCGACCUCGCCGGAUCAGGUGCCAGCCCCGUCGACCCCGGCUCAGUCCGGUCGUUCGACGAGUACACCCUGCCGCUCGUCGACUUCCUGUCCGCUCGGCCGGCCGGCGAAAAGGUGAUUUUAGUUGGGCAUAGCGCAGGAGGGCUAAGUGUGACCCAUGCGACGCACUUAUUCAGCCACAGAAUUAAGCUGGCAAUCUUCAUAGCAGCAACCAUGCUCCCACUUGGCUACCAGACGCAACAAGACAUGAAAGAUGGCGCACCUGAUUUAACCGAGUUUGGGGACGUCUAUGAGCUAGCAUUUGGUCUUGGAAUGGAUCACCCACCAACGAGUGUAGCACUGCAGACAAAGUACCAGCGCAUGAUCCUGUCCCAGGAAAGUCCCCCAGAGGACUCUGAGCUUGCCUCCGCCCUACUCCGUCCAUGGCCUGCCGCCUUGAGUGAAGCCAGGUUUGGGACAGACUGGAGAGCGAUCGACCGGGUGCGGCGCGUGUACAUAACGACGGCAAAGGAUCGCAUGAUGAAGCCGGAGCAGCAGGAGGCCAUGAUUCGCCGGUGGCCACCGAGCAAGGUUGUGGCCAUGGACACCGACCACAGCCCCUUCUUCUCCCAACCGGAGCGUCUCUUUCAGCUCAUCGUCCAGUCACUGUGA
Hordeum vulgare subsp. vulgare (domesticated barley) is the source of this 768-nucleotide messenger RNA. Its product is annotated as methylesterase 17-like. Gene Ontology annotation, molecular function: methyl jasmonate esterase activity; methyl salicylate esterase activity; methyl indole-3-acetate esterase activity. NCBI's taxonomy places the organism in Eukaryota, Viridiplantae, Streptophyta, Magnoliopsida, Poales, Poaceae. The record is from RefSeq and is a predicted model, not a curated record. The transcript is spliced from 5 exons. Gene Ontology annotation, biological process: jasmonic acid metabolic process; salicylic acid metabolic process. The coding region runs from base 1 to 768 and encodes 255 amino acids.